This is a messenger RNA of Pelagomonas calceolata, 1316 nucleotides long. NCBI's taxonomy places the organism in Eukaryota, Pelagophyceae, Pelagomonadales, Pelagomonadaceae. The record is from the annotation of a GenBank genome assembly.
CCUGAUUAUGAUGGCGACGAGCACUUUAUAGGACGAAUUGAUACACGCAGCAGCGCUCCCUCAGUCUGUGAGUGUCGCCGCGCUGCCCAGGCCAAAUUGUGGCGCUGAGCACACGCGCAGCGCCUCCGUUUCAUUCCGCUCUCAGAGAGUGGUCUCCCUGACCCUGAUAGCCGGCGCACGCACGCGGGCGACACGCUGAUCAAAAACAAUGUCCGAAACCAAGGCGCCGCGCCCGCGCAACGUUUUGAUCGCCGAGUUCGAGGGCCUCAGCAAGGAGGACGCCAGCCAAGCGCUCCGCGACGCCGGCGGCGACCUCGAGAAAGCCCGAGCGCUCGUGCGCCGCCGCCGCGCGAACCCCGACGACACGGACGACGACGAGCCCGCGGUGAAAGCCGAGCCGGCGCCGCCGCCGCCUCCGUCCGACGACGAAGACGAGGAAGAGUCGGACGACGACGACGACGACGAUUACGCAUGUACCAGGGCCGAAAUCAAUACGCCAUCGCGUCGAUGGCGUGACGCGGUGGAUUCCGCACAGGACUUCGACGAGUGGCGCAACAACCCCUACGGCAAGAAGCCCAAAGCAAAAAAGUCCAAGAAGCUCUCGGACGAAGAGAAGGCGCGGCGCAAGGAGGAGCGCGACCGGAAGCGCGAGGAGAAGAAACGCGAGGCGCAAAGAGAGAAGGACAAGUGGGCGCAGAACCGCCAAUCAUUACUGGAGGGCCGCGAGGCGAAGAGCACGCUCGCGAGCUACGCGGGCAAGUCGUCGUAUCUGCACUCCGUCGGCGACCGGCCGAACUUCGCCGACGCGAAGCUGUUGUACGUCAAAUCCAUCAAGAUGGAGGAAAAUGAUUAUGGAGAGAAGUACAAGCGCCUGCACACGUUCGCGAUCGGCAAUGACAUUGUACAGUGGUGGGCCUCUACUUCCAACAAGGAGGCCAAGCUCAUCGGCGAUCCGGGGUGUGUGGUGGAUUUUGCGGGCUCCAUCUCGAAGCACUCGGAGUACGACGACUGCCAGAUCACUACCGUGAUGCGGUUGAAAGUGCACGUCGUCGACGGCGUGCGCGUCGCGCCCACGCCAAAAGAGAAGAAGAAGAAGGGCCAGAAGCUGUCGGACGACGCGAAGCCCUCGCCGGCGAAGAAGCCCCGCGUCGCCGGCGGCGCCGCGCGCCAGAAGUCCAUGGACAAGGAGCUCUUGCGCGACGACGCCGUCGACGUGGAUGAUGAAAAUAAAGAAAUCGUCGACGGCAACGACUGGCUCAAGCAGCUCGCGCGGCAGAGAGCGGAGCGCAGAAAGUGAAGACGCGUGUGUAGUAAAG